UGUGUGUGUGCCGUGUCGGGCUCCCCCCUUGCCCCCCUGUUUUCCCGUCGAGUGAUGCACUUGGAAUGAGAAUCAGAGGAUGGAAAUAGUCUGGGAGGUGCUUUUUCUUCUUCAAGCCAAUUUCAUCGUCUGCAUAUCAGCUCAACAGAAUUCACCAAAAAUCCAUGAAGGCUGGUGGGCGUACAAGGAGGUGGUCCAGGGAAGCUUUGUUCCAGUUCCUUCUUUCUGGGGAUUGGUGAACUCAGCUUGGAAUCUUUGCUCUGUGGGGAAACGGCAGUCGCCGGUCAACAUAGAGACCAGUCACAUGAUCUUCGACCCCUUUCUGACGCCCCUGCGCAUCAACACUGGGGGCAGGAAGGUCAGUGGGACCAUGUACAACACUGGAAGACAUGUGUCCCUGCGCCUGGACAAGGAGCACUUGGUUAACAUAUCAGGAGGACCCAUGACAUACAGCCACCGGCUGGAGGAGAUCCGACUACACUUUGGGAGUGAGGAUAGCCAAGGGUCGGAGCACCUUCUCAACGGACAAGCCUUCUCUGGGGAGGUGCAGCUUAUCCACUAUAACCAUGAGUUAUAUACAAAUGUCACAGAAGCUGCAAAGAGCCCUAAUGGAUUGGUGGUAGUUUCUAUAUUUAUAAAAGUUUCUGAUUCAUCAAACCCAUUUCUUAAUCGAAUGCUCAACAGAGAUACUAUCACAAGAAUAACAUAUAAAAAUGAUGCAUAUUUACUACAGGGACUUAAUAUAGAGGAACUAUAUCCAGAGACCUCUAGUUUCAUUACGUAUGAUGGGUCGAUGACUAUCCCACCCUGCUAUGAGACGGCAAGUUGGAUAAUAAUGAACAAACCCGUCUAUAUAACCAGGAUGCAGAUGCAUUCCUUACGGCUGCUCAGCCAGAACCAACCGUCUCAGAUCUUCCUGAGCAUGAGUGACAACUUCAGACCCGUGCAACCACUCAACAACCGCUGUAUCCGCACCAACAUCAACUUCAGUUUACAGGGGAAGGACUGUCCCAACAACCGAGCCCAGAAACUUCAGUAUAGAGUAAAUGAAUGGCUCCUCAAGUAGGGAACGAGACCAAGAAGAAUCUCAAGAAGAAAUACUACAACUUUGAAUUGAUGUAACCUAGAAUGCCCCCCUCUUUCUUCUCUCUCCCUCUCUCCCUCAAGCCUCAUUCACUCUUUGGAUUGGCCCUUUCUUCAUGAAAAGUAUCUGCAAAACCAUGGCAGAGGAACACAUCUCUUCCACACACUCAGACACACACACACACACACAGGGGCACACAUGCCAACAUAUCUACACAUAGACAAACUCACGUGGCCUCCAGGAUGGGAAGUCAAGUUUCAGAAAAUACAGGCUCGUUCAAAAGAGGUAUUAGAAGAAAACAACCAAUUAACCUGAUUACAAUUUUGAUAUUGUUUUCCUGAACUAAUAAAUCUACCCAAUGAGACUUUUCAGCCUUUGUACAUACAAAAUUCUUCCAAAAGAGAGAGAGGAGAAAACACAGCUCCGACAGCAUCAAGCGGACUUUGUUCUUGGCAUCAAGUUAUCUCGGGUGGUGUCCUAGGAUCCUCUGGUGACAGGUGAACCAGGAUAAAGUUGGCCAAGGACACUUAUUCUUCUGUUUACUCCCCCCAAAAAAAUAAAAAGAAAAGGACAGACCUUGAAGAGAUACACAUUGUAUAUAUAUCACUGCAGACUAUAAAGAAAUGGAAUUAUUUCCCCCUCUUCGUCACAUAUCUGUAGUAGGAUUUGCCAAGAUCAGAAUCGAUCCAUUCACUGUUUCUUGUUUUCCAAAGGUCAUACAUUGUGUUUGGUUAUUGUUAACAGCUCAAUAAAUGUGUUUAACGAGUUAAUUUCA
Messenger RNA from Mustela lutreola (European mink), 1859 nucleotides. It is a transcript of the gene CA10, whose product is annotated as carbonic anhydrase 10. Lineage: Eukaryota; Metazoa; Chordata; Mammalia; Carnivora; Mustelidae. The record is from RefSeq and is a predicted model, not a curated record. Gene Ontology annotation, molecular function: zinc ion binding; carbonate dehydratase activity. The coding region runs from base 80 to 1066 and encodes 328 amino acids. The transcript has 9 exons.